GAGGCCGCGGCUCCCCCCGGCGCUCGCUCUGCUCCGCUCCGCCCGGCAGCGGGGCCGGGACCUGCCCGUGGCGAGGCGAGGCGAGGCGAGGCGGCGCCGGGACUCUGCCCAGCCCGGAGCGGGAGCGGAGCUCGGCCGGGCCGGGCCGGGCCCGCUGGAGAAGCCCCGCCCGGGGGGGCCAUGGCCGAGCGGGCCGCUGCCCAGACUCCUGCUGUUCCCGAACAAACUCCCGUGAGAGAACCCCAUCAUCACAGUACAGAGAUCUCCUUGUGGACAGUAGUGGCUGCCAUCCAAGCCGUGGAGAGGAAGGUGAAUUCCCAUGCCUCACAAUUACUGAAUCUGGAGGCGAGAACAGGGACAACCGAGAAGAAGUUAACAGGCUGUGAGAGGACAGCGAUGGAAUUUGGUAACCAGCUGGAGAGUAAAUGGACUAUUUUGGGAACUCUGAUCCAGGAGAAUAACUUCCUGCAGAGGAGGCUGGAGAACCUGGAGAACCUGCUGAGAAACAGGAACUUCUGGAUCUUAAGACUGCCCCCAGGCACUAAGGGAGAAGUCCCCAAGGUGCCGGUGACAUUUGAUGACAUCUCAGUUUAUUUUAACGAGCAGGAGUGGGAGAACUUAGAGGAAUGGCAGAAAGAGCUUUACAAGAAUGUGAUGAAGGGGAACUAUGAGACCCUGAUCUCUCUGGACUACGCUGUUUCUAAGCCAGACGUUUUAUCCCGCAUUGAACGAGGGGAGGAGCCGUGCGUCGGGGAUCAGCGGGAAUCUCUGGAAGGAUUGGAGGAAAGAGUCCAGAAGAAGGAAGGGCUGGUGGAAAGAGAAAUCCCUGUGGACCCCAGCGCAGGCCAGGCCAUUUCCAACCCUGACAUCCUGCCCCGGGCUGAAGGAGGGGAGGAGCCGUGUAUCAGGGCCCAGGGGGGUUCGCCAGACAGAGAAAUUCCCCUGGAGCCCAGCGCAGGUUCCACAUCUGCCACUUCACCCUGGAUCAAAGGAGAGGAAGAGCUGGAUGCUGGGGACCAGCAGGAAUUGGGGGAAGGAAGAAUUCUCACAGGCUCCUGCAUGGCAAAUGAUGGGACAGCAAGCAAACAGGAGGAGAAGCCCCAGGAGGGAUGUCUGGAAAAGUUAGAAUCACACAGGACUUUGUUGGUGAAAUCAGAAGAGGAGGUUUUGCAGAGCCUACAGCAGGGAGCGGCUGCACAGCUGGCUAGCCCCACAGUCAUCAGAAUGGAGCAAUCAACCCAGUGCGGCCGAGACUUCAGCCUGCUCAAGGGCUUCGUGGUGCAGCCGGGAGAGAAGCCCUUUGCCUGCAGUGAAUGCGGGAAGAGCUUCCGGCUGAAGGGGAAUUUGGUCAAGCACCUGCGGAGCCACGCCAAGGUGCGGCCCUACAAGUGCACCGAGUGCGAGAAGAGCUUCAACUGCCAGUCAGACCUGCUGCGACACCAGAUGAUUCACCGCGGGGAGAAGCCCUACAAGUGCAGUGAGUGCGAGAAGAGCUACAGCCGCAAGGUGUAUCUGCUCAACCACCAGCGUGUGCACACGGGGGAACGGCCCUUCCAGUGCACGGCGUGCGAGAAAAGCUUCCGGCAGAAGGCCGUGCUCAUCUCGCACCAGCGCCUGCACACCGGCGAGCGCCCCUACAAGUGCACCCAAUGCGACAACAGCUUCAGCGAGAAGUCCAAGCUCAACAACCACUUCCGCAUCCACACGGGAGAAUGGCCCUACAAGUGCACCAAGUGUGACAAGAGCUACAGCCGCAAGGUGUACCUGCUCAACCACCAGCGCCUGCACACCGGCGAGCGGCCCUUCCAGUGCACGGCGUGCAGCAAGAGCUUCAUGCUCAAGACGAGCUUCAUGAAGCACCAAAGAAAUCACGUGGAAGAGAGACACCACCAGGGCGGCCCAGCUGCUAAAAGCCAUGGCAGGUCUGUCGACCAUCAGGGUAACGACCCGGGAGAAGGGCUGAAACGCCACAUUGAGUGUGGGAAAAGCAUCACGGGGAAGCCUGAGCUAGAGACGCUCCAGCAGGUCCAUGUCCGGGAGCGGCCACAUCAGUGUGGUGCGUGUGAGAAAAGCUUCCGAUACGAGGAAUCUCUGAGAGAACAUCAGAGUCUUCAUAUUACAGAGCAAGGGCAUCCGGAGGUUUCUCUGAGCCCCGGACAGGGAGCAGAGGCCGGACUCCUUGUUGUAAAGAUGGAAGAUACGUGUGAUGCAAGUAUCUCUUUUGUGUGGCUACAUCACAUGGGUGGAGUCCCCCCUGGGCAAGUGCCCUGCGGUCCCCCCACUUCCCCCAUUGCUGUCGCCGGCUCUCUGGCUGGCGGGGGCCGCCCGUGGCCUGAGGACACGGGGAUGGGCGGGUCCCCCGGGGGCGGAGCCUGGUCUCGCCCGGUGACGGCGGGGAAAGGGAGGCGAUUCCCGCCACCAGGGGCCGCUGCCGCCCCGCUCCUCCCCGCCCCGCCGCUCCCGGGCCCCGGCAGCCAGGCCGCGGCUCCCCCCGGCGGCGCUCGCUCUGCUCCGCUCCGCCCGGCAGCGGGGCCGGGACCUGCCCGUGGCGAGGCGAGGCGAGGCGAGGCGGCGCCGGGACUCUGCCCAGCCCGGAGCGGGAGCGGAGCUCGGCCGGGCCGGGCCGGGCCCGCUGGAGAAGCCCCGCCCGGGGGGGCCAUGGCCGAGCGGGCCGCUGCCCAGGAUCCCGCUGUCCCUGAACACACUCCUGUGAGCGAAGCCCAUCCUCACACUACAGAGAUCUCCUUGUGGACAGUAGUGGCUGCCAUCCAAGCCGUGGAGAGGAAGGUGAAUUCCCAUGCCACGCGAUUACUGAAUCUGGAGGGGAGAACAGGGACAACCGAGAAGAAGUUAGCAGGCUGUGAGAGGACAGCGAUGGAAUUUGGUAACCAGCUGGAGAGUAAAUGGACUAUUUUGGGAACUCUGAUCCAGGAGAAUAACUUCCUGCAUAGGAGGCUGGAGAACAUGGAGAACCUGCUGAAGAACAGGAACUUCUGGAUUUUAAGACUGCCCCCAGGCACUAAGGGAGAAGUCCCCAAGGUGCCGGUGACAUUUGAUGAUGUCUCCGUCUAUUUCAACGAGCAGGAGUGGGAGAACUUAGACGAAUGGCAGAAAGAGCUUUACAAGAACGUGAUGAAGGGGAACUAUGAGACCCUGAUCUCCCUGGACUACGCUGUUUCUAAGCCAGACGUUUUAUCCCGCAUUGAACGAGGGGAGGAGCCGUGUGUCGGGGAUCAGCGGGAAUCCCUGGAAGGAUUGGAGGAAAGAGACCAGAAGAAGGAAGGGCUGGUGGAAAGAGAAAUCCCUGUGGACCCCAGCGCAGGCCAGGCUGUUUCCAACCCUGACAUCCUGCCCCGGGCUGAAGGAGGGGAGGAGCCGUGUAUCAGGGCCCAAGGGGGUUCGCCAGACAGAGAAAUUCCCCUGGAGCCCAGCGCAGGUUCCACAUCUGCCACUUCACCCUGGAUCAAAGGAGAGGAAGAGCUGGAUGCUGGGGACCAGCAGGAAUUGGGGGAAGGAAGAAUUCUCACAGGCUCCCGCAUGGCAGAUGAUGAGACAGCGAGCAAAGAGGAGGAGAAGCCCCGGAAGGGAUGUCUGGAGAAGCUGGAGCUGCAUGGGAUGUCAUCGGUGAAAUCAGAAGAGGAGGUUUUGCAGAGCCUACAGCAGGGAGCGGCUGCACAGCUGGCUAGCCCCGCAGUCAUCAGAGUGGAGAAAUCCACCCAGUGCGACCGAGACUUCGGCCUGCUCAAGGGCUUCGUGGUGCAGCCGGGAGAGAAGCCCUUUGCCUGCAGUGAAUGCGGGAAGAGCUUCCGGCUGAAGGGGAAUUUCGUCAAACACCUGCGGAGCCACGCCAAGGUGCGGCCCUACAAGUGCACCGAGUGCGAGAAGAGCUUCAACUGCCAGUCGGAGCUGCUGCGACACCAGAUGAUUCACCGCGGGGAGAAGCCCUACAAGUGCAGUGAGUGCGAGAAGAGCUACAGCCGCAAGGUGUAUCUGCUCAACCACCAGCGUGUGCACACGGGGGAACGGCCCUUCCAGUGCACGGCGUGCGAGAAAAGCUUCCGGCAGAAGGCCGUGCUCAUCUCGCACCAGCGCCUGCACACCGGCGAGCGCCCCUACAAGUGCAGCGAGUGCGGUAAGAGCUUCACUCAGCAGUCCAAGCUGACCAACCACUACCGUAUCCACACAGGCGAGCGCCCCUACAAGUGCACCCAGUGCGACAACAGCUUCAGCGAGAAGUCCAAGCUCAACAACCACUUCCGCAUCCACACGGGAGAGCGGCCCUACAAGUGCACCGAGUGUGAGAAGAGCUACUGCCGCAAGGAGUAUCUGCUCAACCACCAGCGCCUGCACACCGGCGAGCGGCCCUUCCAGUGCACGGCGUGCAGCAAGAGCUUCAUGCUGAAGAGGAGCUUCAUGAAGCACCAAAGAAAUCACGUGGAAGAGAGACCCCACCAGGGCGGCCCUGUUGCUAAAAGCCAUGGCGGGUCUGUCGGCCAUCAGGGUAACGACCCGGGAGAAGGGCUGAAGCGUUGCACUGAAUGCGGGGAAAGCUUCAUGGGGAAGCCUGAGCUAGAGACACACCAACAGGUCCAUGUCCGGGAGUGGCCACAUCAAUGUGCCACGUGUGAGAAAAGUUUCCGAUACGAGGAAUCUCUGAGAGAACAUCAGAGUCUCCACAUCACAGAGCAAGGGCAUCCGGAGGUUUCUCGGAGCCCCGGACAGGGAGCAGAGGCCGGACUCCUUGUUGUAAAGAUGGAAGAUACGUGGUAGCCAGUGGAGUUACCGUUCAGCAGGUGCGUUAGUCAGACGAAAGGCAAGAGGAGGAGUUGAAACGUCCAUGGUUUAGAGAGAGCUUCACCUCAUCAGAUCUGACUGUGUCUGAGCCCCUGGAGGAGAGGUGGAAACCCAGCCAGUAGACUUCCUUCUGUCACCCCUGAAAGGGGAACCAGGGACACCAGCUGAGGAGGAUUCUUCUCUCUCAACUGAAAAUGCAGCAACGGUACCAUGGGGACACGCAGGGGAACCAACUUCAGCUUGGGAAACAUCCCCACACGAUGGCAGGCGGACGGCACCGGGAGAUAGAAGGGACAAUGACUAGGAGGGUGAUGGGCACUCUGUAUAGAAGGCCUGUCGCUGGGCCUUACUGGACAAGACUGAAUUGCAGUUGCUUAGGAUAUAAGCUGACAUCUCAAGUUCAGCCCCAUGGCCCACGUCCAAUAUAGUUUAGGAGGUCUGGUCUGCUCUUGUUACUAAUGCGACCCUCGCUUUAGCCUUCACUCGCCUUGAGGACAUCUGAGGUUCUGUGACUCCAGCAGAGGAGGGAGUCGGGAGUAAAAUAAAGGGGAGAUACCCUGAAAAAAAAUGGGGCACACAUGGGAGAUUAGUAGGCACAGGUGCUGGAACAAUUUGUAUAGUGGGGUAUAAUGAGAGCCACUGAACCAAACUGUAAACCCUUUAUAUGAUGGACACCCUUUCAAGCCAGCACCCUUACUUCCUGCACCUAUGUUAGUAGGUAAAUCCAAAGAGAUGUUCUCCCAGGCUCCGGACCCAGGUCACCACCGUGGAGCUUUUCACUUGGGCAGGUGGGGAGCGCGCGUGUGUGUGUGUGGGGUAUUUGUGUUAUUUUUUUAUUAUGUAACAUGUACAGAUCUGAUCAUGACUUUUAAAACCUAAAGGUAACACUGCCACCUCAUCCUUCAGAGUGAGAAGGCAGUUAUUCCCACCAACAUUUCCUCAGCCAUUUCAGGGUUUCUCCCUGGAGCUUUUAUUUUGAUAUACAUACUAUAAUUUGCAUUUUCCGCUGUUCUUUCGUAUGGCUGGUGUAGAGCAGCAACUACAAUUUCACCUGAAGUUGAUCGAGCCAAAUGGCUACGUCAGGAGUAGCAGAAUUUAUUGCAGUGAUGCCUCCUUCAUAUUUAUCAGUUGGGCAGUAGGUAGUGAUAUGGUCGAUGGUCAGUCCUGGGGAACCACACUUGCACACCGGGGAGUCCUUGAUUUUCCAUUUGUGCAUUAGCUAGCCGCAUCUACCAUGGUUGGUUUGAGUUUGGUUCAGAGUUGACCAAGAUGACCGUGGAAGGUCAAACCCAGGAACCUUCUGCAUGGGAUCUGGCACAAGGUGUUUAGUCUUGUUUAGCCCAAUCUGCUUUCCAACCCUCCUGAUCAUAACCUGAUUGCAUGAGGCUAAAUGAGUGUCCCCAGAAAGGUUUGUGGGACUUAAGACCUUGCGGGUGGGGGGUGGGGGUGGGGGGGGUGUUGUCAAGGUCUUGAUGAAUAGGAAGGCAUCUGUUUUCCUGAAUUCGCUGAGCUUUGUUGUAUGUUGCAGCCGUUUGGUGUAUCGGCAGGAGAGCGAUGUUAGACAGAACAGGCAGCCGUGGUGUUGGAGUUGACUUAAGGGUUCCUGUGAUGCACUGCAUCACUAUUUAGCUGAGUAUCCACAAGUCGUGUGUGGCUGUAUCUGCUCCAUUCAGGUGCACAAUAUUCAGCUACUGAAUAUACAAGUGUUAUUGCAGAUGUUCGCAACCCUGAUGCUCAUGCACCCCAGGUUGUACCUGUUAGUUUCUGGAUUAUGCUGGCUCUCGUUUUUAUCUUUGCAGCUACCUUCUCAAGAUGAUCAUGGGGAUAGGGUGUGAUCGAGUUUCACUCCCAGAUAUGUUUACCACAGAAAGCUACCGGCCAAUGAAAAGGGGCGUCACGUCCGGCUCUUCGGUGGCAAUUCGGCGGCGGGUCCCUCAGUCACUCUUGGAGGGAAGGACCUGCUGCCGAAUUGCUGCAGAAGAAUGAAGCGGCGGCUGUAGCACUGCCGCCGAAGUGCCGCCGAUCGCGGCUUUUUUUUUUUUUUUUGCCCCCCGCCGCUUGGGGCGGCAAAAACGCUGGAGCCGGCCCUGGGAGUGUAGCAGGGCUUUUGCAAUAUGAGAGCCCUGGUCUGAUUGUACUGCCGGAACAACUCCUGCAUCUCUCCCGUCCAGCACGGACUGUGCUUUCUCUGGAAGCCUCAAGGAAUGUUCUUCUUUCCUGCUACUUUCAAGAGGCCUGUGAACCGUUGAUAGCAUUCUGGUCUCACUGGAAUCCUUGCAACAGUUUUCUCAACAGUCUGUUUGUAGACAUCCUAAUCAGCUUUAGCAAAAUUCCAUCGUGGUACCUGUUUCAGAAAGAACACAGGAAUUUUGAUGUCUACAUAGAUCAUUAUAGGCCUGUGUUGGCUGUUUGGAAAUGUCAAUAGUUCUUCACAUGUUGUGGUAAGAGUAUUACCACAUUGGUCUUUAGACACGAAUGUUAGGUCUGGCUUGUACUCACAUUGCCAGCGGCUUGAAUGGAAUGUUGAUUGUUGUUUUAGUUCAUAGAUUAGUUGUAAGUCUUGUGCAGAUAUCCAGUCCAUGAGAUCUUCGCCAUCGGUUUCAUUUGUUUUAUAGCCCCACAUAGUGUGGUGACAAUUAAAAUCACCUGCAUAGAUGCAUGGACUAGUAGUGCUGGGUAGCGCUGGUUUUGGCCAUCUUGUGCUAGGGGCUGUAUAGACGUUAGUAAUGUGGAGCUCUCCUAUUUUGAUAGUUGUGGUAAAUGUGGUGGUCUCUUCGGUUGGUGGAAUAACAUUAAAAUCUGUGAUGGUGUCCUUGAUGUAUAUUGCCAAGCCAUAUUUAGGAUGAUGAUGGCUAGUCAUUAGGUUGUAUCCAUAGAUACGGUAGCGCCUAGCCUGUUGGUCAUUGCCAACAUGGGUCUCUUGCAACGUGAGGACAUCUAUGUUAUAAGUCUUCAGCAAGUUUCCAAGAUAUUUGUAUUUUGCCCAUGAGACUCCUUCAUCAUUAAGUUGCAGGAUUCUUAUUCAAGUGCCUAUUUGGCAUAUUGUAUGGCCCUGAGGAGGAACUUUAGGAUUUGUUGAGUUGCUGCUCUGAUGACCAGGAGAUGGCUGAGCGAUAUUCGGUCGUUGAGUUGAUGGCAUUCAUUGUGAAUUCUCACUUAGCAGAGUGGGCCCCCGUGAAGGCUGCCAUCUUCCACUCCAUUGUCCACUGUUAACCAAGAUUUAACGGAGCCUCUUGAGUGAGCCCAGCAAUAGGGACACGUACUGCUACAUCGCAGCGAGCUUCCAGUUACCUGCUACAGUGUUCAGGAUAUUGUAAAUAUCAAUAAGCAAAUCACACUUUUAAACAUGGCCCCUAUUGCAAUGUGUAGAGACAGGCAGUGGGGUGAAAGCUCCCGUGGCUUUCAGCUAGAGCCCUCCGCCUGAUUUUUUUUUUUUAAUCCUGCUCCCAUUCCGCCCUGCAAUACCCACUGCUACUUUCACCUGCUCCUGUGUUGUUUCUUGCAUUUUUAUCCUGCUUCUACCCUGAAAAACCUUAGAUCCGGCAAGAGAAAGAGAUUCCCCCAUGGUACUUAAAAACAUCAAAUAAACAAACAUGGUCAGUUAAUAUAUUA
Messenger RNA from Malaclemys terrapin pileata, 8406 nucleotides. RefSeq lists its product as uncharacterized. Bases 181 to 4770 code for a protein of 1529 amino acids. Gene Ontology annotation, biological process: regulation of transcription by RNA polymerase II. The transcript has 15 exons. The record is from RefSeq and is a predicted model, not a curated record. NCBI's taxonomy places the organism in Eukaryota, Metazoa, Chordata, Testudines, Emydidae. Gene Ontology annotation, molecular function: RNA polymerase II cis-regulatory region sequence-specific DNA binding; DNA-binding transcription factor activity, RNA polymerase II-specific.